This is a messenger RNA of Drosophila montana, 1455 nucleotides long. RefSeq names its product mRNA-capping-enzyme (gene mRNA-cap). The record is from RefSeq and is a predicted model, not a curated record. Gene Ontology annotation, molecular function: protein tyrosine/serine/threonine phosphatase activity; mRNA 5'-triphosphate monophosphatase activity; ATP binding. Gene Ontology annotation, biological process: protein dephosphorylation; 7-methylguanosine mRNA capping. The transcript has 2 exons. Bases 235 to 1440 code for a protein of 401 amino acids. Lineage: Eukaryota; Metazoa; Arthropoda; Insecta; Diptera; Drosophilidae.
UUGUGACACACAGAAGAAAUCAAGGAGCAAGCAAUCACUUUCUGAAGUUGUCUGCGCUGCUCUAAAGAUAAUGUGACGAAAUUGAAAAUACAAUCAAAACGCGAUUUUCAAAGCGAUUCAGUCCCGCUUUGACUGCAACCGCGCAAAAGCGAAUUCAUAUCACAGACAUUAUUCGCAUGUCUUUUUCAUUCUCAAUUUUUUCCAUAUACAGUUAACUAGUCGUCUCUUGUCGGGAUGUCCCAGUCACAGCCCGAACGCGAACGGGGCUCAGGCCCGCUACCUAACCGUUGGCUCUACUGUCCACGAAAAAGUGACAUAAUUAUUGCGGAGCGGUUUCUCGCCUUCAAGACGCCGUUAAAUCAGUCUUUCCAAGACAAAAUGCCCAUUGAGUGCACCUUCCGCCCCGAGAUGCUCUUUGAUUAUUGCAAGACGCUGAAGUUAAAACUAGGCCUCUGGAUUGAUUUGACGAAUACAAAACGGUUUUACGAUCGAAGCACAGUGGAAGAACGAGGCGCACAGUAUAUUAAGCUACAGUGUCGUGGUCAUGGCGAAACACCAUCACCGGAGCAGACACACAGCUUUAUUGAAUUAGUUGACAACUUUAUCAACGAGCGACCAUUCGAUGUUAUUGCUGUGCAUUGUACGCACGGUUUUAAUCGGACUGGAUUUCUUAUUAUCUCUUAUAUGGUAGAGCGUCUGGACUGUUCUGUAGAAGCUGCACUUGCCGUAUUCGCCAAUGCGCGACCGCCUGGCAUAUACAAGCAGGAUUACAUUAAUGAGCUCUUUCGUCGUUAUGAAGAUGAGGAGGACGCUCCACAAGCCCCAGAGCAGCCCAACUGGUGUCUGGAGUACGAUGACAGCAGUGGCAACGACGACAUCGGCACCGACAGCAGAAAACGUCACUACGAUGAUAAUUACUCUUCCACUUCACAGCAGGCUGCAGCGGCAGCAAUUGAGGGUGGGAUGGUAGCAGAUGACGAAGAUGAAGACGCCGAUUCAAAUGCAAAUUGUGAAGAAGACUGCGCGACAGGCGAUAGCCCGCAGAAAAAAAAACGACGAAGAGAGUGGAUUGUAAAAAAUGCAGCCUUUAUGGCUGGCGUACCUGGCGUGAGGCAAGUAACGGAUCAGCCGCGUGUCACUGAGCUACAGCACAGGGUACAAAACUGGUGCAAUUGGCAAAAAAGCGGCUUUCCGGGCGCUCAGCCCGUAUCAAUGGAUAGGCACAAUAUUAAGAAACUCAGUGAGAUGCCAUAUAGGGUUUCUUGGAAGGCGGACGGGACACGGUAUAUGAUGCUUAUAGAUGGACGUAACGAGAUAUACUUUUUUGAUCGCAAUCACUCCUGCUUUCAAGUAGAAGCCAUGGCCUUUGUAAAUGGCAAAAAUUUGCACGAGCAUCUUGAUGGCACGUUGCUAGAUGGAGUAAGUUAUCGCCAUCAUUAACAGUUUUAUAUGUUU